AUGACGGUCACCAGCAAAGGAGCUCCUGCUGGUGCCUCCAGCCCUGAGUGUGUGCGCAUAUGCACACAUCCCCUGCUCCCUGGCUCCCCACGCUGCCGGCUGAGUCCUCGGGCAGCAGCCAGAGGGGGUCAGGCCCCUGAGCCUGGACAGCAAUACCUCAAGGUGCCUCGUCCCCGAGCCCCAGGUCUGCAGGGCAGCUCCCGUGGAGACUCCGGCCAGCCCUCCAGGGGCAGGGGCUCCCACAGCAGCUCUGUUAUCAACAACUACCUGGAUGUCAACGAGCCUAUGUCCGAGGCCCGCCAGAGCCGCAUGCACUUCUAUGACAACGAGAGGAAGGUCGACUACGUGCUGGCCUACCACUACCGGAAACGCGGGGCGCACCCGGGCCAUGGCUCUCCUGGCCAUGCGGUGGCUGUUGUCUCCAAUGGGGAGACAGGCAAGGCUGGGGGCCCUGGUGACAUUGAGCUGGGGCCGCUGGAUGCCCUGGAGGAGGAGAAGAAGGAGCAGAGGGAGGAGUUUGAGCACAACUUGAUGGAGGCCGGGCUGGAACUGGAGAAGGAUUUGGAGAGCUGUAGUCGUCAUCACCCUUUGCCCUCUGAGCUGCCCCAGGGCUGUCUCUGGUUCUCGCUGUCCCUGGGCCUGUGA
Messenger RNA from Talpa occidentalis (Iberian mole), 645 nucleotides. Its product is annotated as anoctamin-2-like. Gene Ontology annotation, molecular function: protein dimerization activity. NCBI's taxonomy places the organism in Eukaryota, Metazoa, Chordata, Mammalia, Eulipotyphla, Talpidae. The coding region runs from base 1 to 645 and encodes 214 amino acids. The transcript has 4 exons. The record is from RefSeq and is a predicted model, not a curated record.